CGUUGCCAUGGCACCGCGACGCUGAGGCCGGGCCGCGAUGGCGGCCGAGGGGCCGGAGCCGGGCCCGGACGCGUCCCUGGUGUCCCUGUACCGCUGGCUGGACACGGUGCCGCUGUCGCGGCCGCGCAGGAACAUCGCCCGCGACUUCAGCGACGGGGUGCUGGCGGCCGAGGUGGUGAAGUUCUUCUUCCCCUCCCUGGUGGAGCUGCACAGCUUUGUCCCCACCAGCUCCACGGCGCAGAAAGCCGCCAACUGGGGCCACCUCAACAGGAAAGUGCUGAGCAAGCUGAACCUGCGGCUCCCCGAGGAGAUGAUCCAGGCGCUGGCGCGGAGCCGGCCGGGAACGGCCGAGCAGCUCCUGCAGCUCCUGCGGGACAAAAUCCUCCAGAGGCAGAGCAACAGCAAGGGACGGGGCGGGAAGCCUCCAGCAGAGCCAGCAGCACUGGACGAGGGCGGGUACCUGGACACAGGCCAGCCCAAUGUCCGGAGCGAUUUGGGAAGGGGCUGCAUCCAGGAUGGCUCUGCCAGGGUGGUGACAGUGCCAGGGCAGCCCGGGGCUGGCCCUGGGGACAUGCGACAGCAGCUGGCGGAGCGCGAGCAGGCGCUGGCGCUGGCGCGGGACACGAUCCAGAUCCUGCAGGCCAAGGUGGGGCGGCUGGAGCAGCUCCUGCUCCUCAAGAAUCUCCGCAUCGACGACCUGAGCCGGCGGCUGCAGCAGCUGCAGGGCCACCGCCGCUGACGGGGACAGCGACAGCGCGGGGACAGCGCGGGGACAGCGCGGGGACAGCGCGGGGACAGCCCGGGGACAGCCCGGUGGCUCCUGGUGGCUCCGAGCCCGGCGCGGCUGCGGCGCUCGGGAUUAAAGAGUUGGAUGUUGGUGGC
Messenger RNA from Passer domesticus (house sparrow), 882 nucleotides. RefSeq names its product sperm flagellar 1 (gene SPEF1). The coding region runs from base 38 to 739 and encodes 233 amino acids. Gene Ontology annotation, biological process: regulation of cytoskeleton organization. Gene Ontology annotation, molecular function: microtubule binding. The record is from RefSeq and is a predicted model, not a curated record. Lineage: Eukaryota; Metazoa; Chordata; Aves; Passeriformes; Passeridae. The transcript is spliced from 7 exons. Gene Ontology annotation, cellular component: axoneme.